GCGUCCCACGCAGGCGUUGCGCGUGACGUCAUCGCGCACGGGGCAGGUUCAGGCUCAGACGUAGGAGGACAAAACACGAAGAAGGACUAAAGGGUGACGAUCAUAAUUUAAAAAAAAAAAAAAAAAAAAGACGCGCUCGCACGGGUGGAUUGUUCCGCGAGUGGACGUGAUGCCCACGUGACCGCGGGUGCGGGAAGACAAGCGGGACGGGAAGGUGGACUUCAUGGUCGACGUCCGGAGCGUCCGAUCGCCGCCUUUUGCUGCAGUUGGAGCAAUCGACGGACGCCGUCCGCGUGAUGUCGUCCACGUCGCGCUGACGAGCAGGUGAUGCUUGGCCCGGGAGAUCACGCGAGUGGGGGGUCGUGUCCGAGACGCGUCCGCACGUGUCCCGCUUUGUGAUGAUCGAGAGCGUGCGGCCCGCAGCGCGUCUUGCCGCAAUGCCGACGGGAGGGAGCGCGUGGAGGCACGGCUGCGGACAGCCAGCAGCGUCGUGGAAAGAAGACUUCUAGGACCCGUCAUGGCGGGCCGAUGAGGCGCACUGUCAGCGGGCCGCCUUCAACACCUGAGCUCCAAGCAAAGUGGAAGCGCACCUGAACUUGUCCACGCAUCAUCAUCAUCACCAUCGUCACCAUCAUCACCAUGCCCUCGCCGUCCGACUCCAGCAGCGUGGCGUCCGCCUCGGGGUCCCGCGGCUGGUCGGACAGCCGGCGGGGCAUCUCUGGUCGAGGCCCCGGAGGCGCCCGCCUGCUUCUGUACCUGGGUCUGUGCCACCUGGGCCUCGGGGCCAUGGUCCUGGCCUUCUCCUUCACCAGCAUGGCCUUCACCUCGUCUGCGCGGGUCAGGCAGUCCUGUCCCUUCUGGGCCGGAUUUUUUGUGGUGGCAUCGGGGAUUGUUGGCAUUAUUUCGUGGAGGAGACCUUUGACAUUGGUGGUGUCUCUGUUCAUGCUGCUGUCCGCAGUGUGCGUGAUCCUCAGCCUGGCGGGCUCCAUGUUGUCCUGUCAGAACGCGCAGUUGGUCAAGUCCAUGCUCACCUGCCAGGCGGAAAACGGCCGCUGCGUGUGCUGCGCGCCCACCGAGUCCUGCUCCAGUAAGGAAGACGGAACCCUGGUACUGAACCUCAACUCCGACUGCCACUCCGUUCGACACCAACUAAAGGACUUGUUAUUUAGCGCCUGCGGUCUCAGCAUCCUUUCCACCAUCAUCUGUACUCUGUCCACGGUCACCUGCAGCAUCCACAUCUUCUCCCUGGACUUUGUGCACCUGUUGGCGCCGCAUAGGUCUCGCUCCGUCAACCCAGAAUGCACCACGCCUCAGGACGCCUUCCUGACCAACAUCAUGGACUUCGAGGAGUUCGUGCCACCUAUUCCUCCGCCUCCUUAUUAUCCUCCGGAGUACACCUGCAGCUCCGAGACAGACGCUCAAAGUAUCACUUACAACGGCUCCAUGGAGAGCCCAGUUCCUCUGUACCCGACUGACUGUCCUCCUCCGUACGAGGCUGUGAUGGGACAAAGGGCCGCCAGCCAGGUGACAAUGUUUGACCACAACGGUGCUGAGCUCUCUGGAGAAAGGGGAACGUCCACAGCGUUCAGUGGAGAAGUCUCGAUGGAUAGUGGAUCUUUGCUAAUGUCGGAGAUCGUGGACAUCCCGGAUGAUUCGUCCCCGUCCGAGGACUCGUGUCUGCUGGAGGUGGGGCUGAGGAAGCAGGGAGGCCGAAGGAGCAGGGCGGCCAGCGAGCUGAGCGACGGGGGAGAUGGAGGCGGGGAGCGCCUCAGCCUGCGCUGUCCCCGCUCUCAGACGCCAGAGAGCCCCUUGGCCGGGGGACCCAGAGCCCGGUGCUUUCUCAGAGGCGAGAGGUCCAACUCUUGCUCGUCGCCGAGCACUGAGACCCCCACGUACAGGUCUCCGGUGUUGCGGCGCCAGGCCGUGUUGGCUCGCAGCUGUUCCCAGCUGGAAGCGCUAGGGCCCUCCACCUCCCAACCGCGCUGCUCCAUCCCAGACAUUCGGGUUCGACCCUCCACGCCUUUGCACCAAGUCGCUGCCCGUGACUCCUCGGCUCCAUGUGCGGGUCAGAAUAGCGUUCCGCCGGCGCAACGUCUGCCCUUGUACCUGCGACGCCGGGCUGCGAGGAACGAUGGCAGAAGCCUUGUAAGGUCACACAGCGAACCCGACCUCAGUUCCUCUCACACAGCUGACUUUAUCUUUGGAUGCAGUAAGGCUUACCUGGAUACAGGUCCGUUCACUGAGGCGUCUCUGUUGCCUUGCACGCCCUCGCCGCCUGCUGACGCUUUGCCAAGAAAAGACGGCGUGAAACCCACAGCUCCGGGCGUGCAGGUUCCCUUUAAAGUGCCGCCCGUGUCGCCGCUGCGUUUACCCAAAGAAUGCCACCGUUCUCUUGGGGACCUUAAGGUGACUCGAGUCCUGGUGGCUCGCUUUCUGCAGCGCUCCAAACGCAACCUGGCGCCCUCUUCUGAGCUCGCUGGGAACGCGGGGCAGGUGCCUAAAAGACGGGGAGGGUCCGAGAGCGCCGCCACCACCCAUCUGCCUAUGGAGGUGUGGCGGACGCCUUGGAACGUCAGCCGAGGACCGGCCAACAACCAGCACCUUCAUCCCCGCGCUCACCGCCACUCCCACAGCGACGGCCGACACGGCGUGCGGGUCCCAGACGGGAUGCACCUGCGCAGCUGUGAGGAUUUAAGCUCCUCCUCCUCGCAAUCUUUACGUCGGCUGGUGUCGCCGCGCCUGCUGCGUGGUUCAUCGGGAGUGCUCUACUCCGAGUCUGCGCUUUGAGGAGGGUUGGCGGCGUUGGCACACUAUCAGUUCUGGUAUGGUCUUGCAGUGGUCAGUGGUGCUUUAUUGGAGUGAAAUUACCGCCUAAACUCCACAAACACACAAAAAAGUUUUUACCCACGCCCAACGAUGCGCAAGUAAAAAAAAAAAUAAAAAAAAUUUUGCAAAUUACAUUUUUUUCUGCAAGUAAAAAAGAAAAUUAUUCACAAGUGUAAAAACAAUUUUCUUCAAUUAAAAAAAUAUUGUAAAGUUUAAAAACAAUUUUCUGUAUUUAGAUUUUUUUUUGCAACUAUGAACCAUUUUCAGCAAGUAAAAACUUACAUUAAAAAAAUUUAACAAAUCGCACGUAAAACAAAUGUUUUUUUCAGCAAAAAAAGAUACUCAAGUAUGAAAACAAUCGGCAAGAAUAAAAAAAACAAAUUCAAAUAAAAAUCCUGAAUCGCAAGUAAAAAAAAAAACAUUUUUCCGCAAGUAAGAUUUUAAAUUAGAAAAAUUCAACAAAUCGCACGUAAAAAAGAUACUCAAGUAUGAAAAAAAUUGGCAAGAAUGGAAACAAAAUCAAGUAAAAAACACGAAUCGCAAGUAAAAAAAAACAUUUUUCUGCAAGAACUUAAACCAAAAAAUGUUAACGAUUCCAGGUAAAAAAAUAAAUAAAUUUUAUU
This is a messenger RNA of Nerophis ophidion (straightnose pipefish), 3449 nucleotides long. It is a transcript of the gene entrep3, whose product is annotated as family with sequence similarity 189 member B. NCBI's taxonomy places the organism in Eukaryota, Metazoa, Chordata, Actinopteri, Syngnathiformes, Syngnathidae. The record is from RefSeq and is a predicted model, not a curated record. Bases 640 to 2787 code for a protein of 715 amino acids. Gene Ontology annotation, cellular component: membrane. The transcript is spliced from 14 exons.